Molecule: messenger RNA, 927 nt
Organism: Paramecium pentaurelia
Lineage: Eukaryota; Ciliophora; Oligohymenophorea; Peniculida; Parameciidae
Source: the annotation of a GenBank genome assembly
AUGAAAAAUUCCAUCCCAAGAGAUAUUUUAAUUAAAGAAAUGGAAGAGCUUAUAAAUAAAUUAUUAGAAAUAUUAAGGGAAAAAAAUGAUUAAGAUAAGCCAAUUUUCAAUAACAAUGAUUAUCAUGGUCAUUAGAGAAGUUCAUAAUCAACAGUAGAAUAAACAACCACUUUAAGAGCUGAGUUAGAAUAAUUCAAAUAAGAAUUUGAAAAGGCUAAAUUCAGCUUACUUCUAGUACCACUUGAAAAGAAAGAGUUUUAGGAAUAUUUAUAAAAACAAUCAGAACUUCCAAAAAGUAAAGUUUCAGCUUCAUAUGUGAAUAGUUUUAUCAAUUUUAAUAAUUCAGAUAUUGAUCGACAAAAAGCUGAAGAUAUUAAAUAAUAAUUAUAUAAUUUUGUUCAAAACUAAUAANCAGAAGAAAUUAAAAGUACCAAAAGUAUUUAUUUUCUUAGUUGCUCUUUUUGGAAAUACAUUUGUAGGAAAGACUCAUUUAUUUACUAAGUCAUUAAAUAGAAUAUAAUUUUAGACUUGAUUGGGAAAGGUUGCCGAAGGUGAUCCAUUCAAAUAUAGGAGUAGAAUUUGGAAAAAAGAAUGUUAAUUCUAAAAUAACUAAAUAAUCAAUUUAAAGUUUUGGGAUACUUACUGUAGGAUAAGAAAGAUACAAAUAAAUAAGUUUGAAGUAUUCUUAUUUAUUAUAGCAAUUAGUCAUAUUAAAAAAGGAUAAGGGAUUUAUUUAGUUUAUGGUUAUUACAUGAAAGGAGACCUUUAAUAAUUUAAAAUUUUAGAUAAAUGAUGUAAGAUAAUGAACAUUCCUAAUUUUUGUUAUAAAGUUUAUUGGUAAUAAAUUUGAAAAGGUGGCUAAUGAUGAUAAACUAAAAGAUGUCUCAAUAGAAUAAGCAUAAAAAUUUGCUGAAAUUCAUAAAUUGA